AUGCCAGAUUCACCAGUGUUAUCAUAUAAGAAGCCAAGUCAGAAUAAUAACUCUUCCCGAAGAGUGUCUUCAUCAGUUCCUUCAACACCAAAUUUGUCACAACCUGAUUCUCCAAUUGGGUCUCAACAUUUUCAACUGCCAUCAUCAAUAGAUUCACCAAGAUCAUCUAUUUCAACCAUUCCAACUACGAGAAAAGUAUCAUCUAGAAGAAAAGCAUUACAGGAAUUUUAUCAUUUAAAUCAGAAUAAUAAUCAUGAUGAUGAUCCAAAUUCAUCAUCUUCUUCAAGUUCUCAAAUUGGUGUUACAUCUGUUGAAAAUUUAGAUAUUUCCAAUCCAGAGAAUAUUGAGAAUAUGAUUAAGAAUUCACCUAUUGAAGAUAUAUUAAAAUUAAGGAAUUCCUUGUCUUCAAAACUAAAUUCAUCUAAUCAAACUAAAAAAUCAAUUAUUUAUGAUAAUUAUUAUGAAUUGAUCAAAUUAAGCAAUACGUUAGCAGAUUUAUCGACAGCUAGAUUGCCAUCUAAAAAAGAAUCAAAUUUGGUAUUUAAACUAUACACCGAUGAUGAUGACGACUCUACUACUAACAAGAAGGAGAAAGAGAUGACUAAGGAAGAAUAUGUUGAUAAAACACUUGAUGAAUUAUCAGAUUUUGUAUCUACAGAGGGAGACAAAUUUAAUGGUUCAUUUAAAGAAGUACUCGAUAAACUAAAUAGUUCUGUUGCAUCAGAUAGUGCAAGUAUACUAACUUUAAGAGACGAUGACGAUGAUAAUGAUCAAUUAGAACAAUCUGAAAAACAAAAAAUAAUAGAUCACAUUAAUUAUAUAUUAGAUUUACCCAAUCAAGCAGACUUGGAUGACACAACAAAAGAAGAAGCUAUUCAAGAUAUAAAAAAUAUACUACAGGAAAAUCCAGAUAACGAAUUACUUGCAUUACAAUUAACCAAGAUUGAAAACACACUUUUAUAG
This is a messenger RNA of Candida tropicalis MYA-3404, 963 nucleotides long. It is a transcript of the gene VPS51, whose product is annotated as Vps51p. The transcript has a single exon. The coding region runs from base 1 to 963 and encodes 320 amino acids. The record is from RefSeq and is a predicted model, not a curated record. Lineage: Eukaryota; Fungi; Ascomycota; Pichiomycetes; Serinales; Debaryomycetaceae.